Messenger RNA from Anthonomus grandis grandis, 3218 nucleotides. RefSeq names its product tudor domain-containing protein 1. Gene Ontology annotation, molecular function: RNA binding. The coding region runs from base 100 to 2997 and encodes 965 amino acids. Lineage: Eukaryota; Metazoa; Arthropoda; Insecta; Coleoptera; Curculionidae. The transcript has 16 exons. The record is from RefSeq and is a predicted model, not a curated record.
AUAAUGUCAAUGUCACGUCACUUUGAAUUUGUUUGGUUAAUGUACGUUAGCGUCCUACUGCUAAAUUUUUAUACACUAUUCGACAUUAAAUUCUUUUAAAUGGAAAAACCAAGGAAUAAUAUGUGCGUUUGGGUUAAUGGCAAUCCAGAUGACUUGAAUCGAGCCAUACUAAAAGAACAGUUUCAGAAGUUUGGUAAAGUUACUAAGAUAUUUAUUGAUACUGAGGCAAGCUUUGCUAAAGUUUACUUUGACAACAUUGAGAGUAGAAAUCAAGCUUGUUCGGAACUAUCAGGUUUCCAGAGUUGGAAGUGCUCUCUUUUUAAGGAAAAUUUCUCUGGAAAAAAAUUCAACAGCCAUUUGGAUACAAGUUACCAAGAGACCAAAUCUUCCCCUUCGGACACCCACAGUAUACCAGGCACAUCAAGCGACAUGGAGACCUUCUUUGACGCGGGCGAAUUCGUCGACAUUAAUGGGAGGAGCGUGGAGGUCCUCCAGGCAGACAACGGACAACUUUUUGUCAGUUAUGACGACAUUCGGGCGGGCGGUUUCAACAUUUACCCUAAAGAAACUUAUGCCAGCACCAUCAUAUUAAAAAGUGAGGACUUGAGACAUUUUGAAAAUUUCUUGCUUAACCAGGGCCAGAGGUACAUUUUGAGCCAUCAAAAGCGUUUUAGUGAGGAGGAAAUGCUUAAUGUGUUCGAACGGGUCAGAUCGAAAUGGACUGGAAGAAGUCAGGAACCUGAAGUUGAAGUGAGUUCGAGGAAGGUUAUCUCGGACCCUAUUAAGAAGAAUUUUUCUAUUACGGCACCAAAUGUGGCUAGUUCGAGUAGUGGCAGGGGAAAGAGGCCUGGAAGAAUGGAAGAUCUCCAACCAACAUAUAGCUAUAGAAACUCAAGACCGCUAGAAAACAGGAAUAAUCAGAGCGUUAGCAAUGGAUAUGUUCGGUCUUCUUCUCAUAAUUCUAGACACAUUGACGACAAUCGGAGCAGGAAUAAUAGGAGACCUGAUAAUGCUUCAUUGGAGAAUCAAAACUUGCCACCGAGAAAGCCCAGAUCUGGCGACAAUGUCCCCAUACAAACAAAUCAUGGGCAACAAGCAGCAGAACCUACUCAAGAAUCCGAUGAAAAAUGGGAUGACGAAUCGAUUGAACCGCAAAAUUCGCAAAUUGCCAAAAAUGACUCCCGGAAGCCUCGUUUAAACAUUAAAAAAGUUGAACUGGACUCCGGAACCACCCAAAAAUUGAAAGUUUCAUUCAUUAAUAAAAAAGCAAUUUUCUGCGGAAAUACUUUGGAUAGUUUGGAUCUGAUUCAGGAGAUUUUCGUGCAUGUGAAUACGAUUGAUAACGGUUUGCCAGAGAUGAGCGAGCCUAAGCGGGAUAUGCUUUGUUGCGCCUUUUUCGAAGAUUGCUGGUACCGAGCGGCAGUUCUCCAAAGUUCCGCCCCCGAUCAAACCCUAGUGGAACUGAUCGACUACGGAAACCGCGAAAGAAUAACGACCCCCGUGCGUGAAUUAUCCGAAGAAAUGAAGGCGAUCCCUGGCCAGGCGAUCAGAUGCACCCUAAAUAAUCAAGAAUGUUUUAAUCUUACCUUGGACCAGGUCGUGGAAGUUUACGUUAGGAAACACGUGCUGGACGCGGUGUUUGACGAUUUGACGCAUCUGGUGGAUAUCAAACAAGUUUUGAAGGCAGACGCGGACACAGUUGGUGAAGAGAGUAGAAGUGCUUCUGACCCAGAGUCUAAGAGCAAGCCCGUUGUACCGGAAAAGGAAGAAACUUUCACCAAGGUUCCACCCACCGAUGUCAAAAUCGCAGUAGACAGCAGCGUUCAAAUCGUCAACUAUACCGAUUCAAAGUUGAUCCUGCGUAACAAGGAAACCGCCCUCGUUUGCAAAAAUGUUUACGGUCAUAUCGCCACGAUGCCCAAAAAACCUAUUACGAAUCCAGUUGUCGGGCAAAUCUGUUUGUGCAAGAAGGACAGCGACGACGGCCUGCACCGGGCCGUAAUCAAGAAAAUUACCGAUAAAACGGCCCAAUUGGAGUAUUUGGAUCACGGUGAUACGGUCACGUUGUCCCUAAAAUCGUUGAAUCAUGUUGAUAGUUUUUUGGCGGAUCAACCGAGGUCCAUGUUCGAACAUCCGUAUCCGGUAUUGAGAAUGGCCAAUGAGGAAGUGGACCAUUUUUUGCUCGAUUUGAUUGUUGAAAAGAAGAAACUGAAAACGGUUAACACAGACAACACCAUAGACUUCCAACUAGCGGACGGCACAUUACUCUCAGAAAAAAUCAAGUCCCUAGCAACUCCUCCACCGCCGCAAACCUCGUCAUCUCCUCCCACCGUGGAGAAAACCCCAGAAGAAUGCAAACCUACCAAGAAAUCUCCCACACCCGUGGUGCCUCCCACACCCGUGGAGCCUCCCACUCACGUGGCGCCUCCCACACCCGUGGCGCCACCCACCGCCAACCGAACCGAAAUAAGGUACGACGACAUGCCCUACGUCGAAGUCCCACUGGGUAAAGGGCAGUUCACAUGUUACUCGUGCAAUGGUGAGUCGUUGACCCUCGUCUCGCUCUCGGACCAGAACGUCCCUUAUUUGAGCCGAGUGUUGGACAUUGCGGAGCCAAGCGACCAGGCCGUCUUGGAACCGGAACCGUUUCAAAUGUGUCUCGCCAAGUUUCAAGAUGCGUGGUAUCGUGCCCUAAUAGUCGAAACCAAAGAAAACAAAGUACAGGUCCUUUUUGUCGAUUUCGGUAAUUCCGAGGACAUUUUUAAGACCGACAUCCGCAGUCUGCCUGAGUCGCUUGCCACCGUCCCGAUUAUCGGUAUAAACGCGUCGUUUGAUGGUCUUCCAGAUAAACAAGCAGUGAGCGACAGACUAAAGGAAUUAUGCGCAGACGACACGGAACUCGAGGUGAUCCUCAAGAGAUACGUCGAGGACGAAAUGAAAUAUUUAAUAGAAAUUCCCUCUGUUUAUGAACAAUUACGGGAAGAGGGGCUUUUGUAGAUUUUCUGUUAAUUUUACUUCACAUCUAUAUUAAGUGACUUUUUUUUGUAAUUAUUAACUAUUUUAUAAGUGACUGCCUCUGUUUCUUUUUAUCGUUAAGAUUACUUUUUAUAUAAGUGCUCAAAUUCCGUUACGUUUAGGUUAAGUGCAAUUUUCGAACAUUAUAUUUCGGGAGUUUAAUUUCUGUUUUUUUAUCUGAUAAUAAAAACGUUAUUUCGGAA